Vicia villosa (hairy vetch) is the source of this 534-nucleotide messenger RNA. Its product is annotated as secreted RxLR effector protein 161-like. The coding region runs from base 1 to 534 and encodes 177 amino acids. NCBI's taxonomy places the organism in Eukaryota, Viridiplantae, Streptophyta, Magnoliopsida, Fabales, Fabaceae. The record is from RefSeq and is a predicted model, not a curated record. The transcript has a single exon.
AUGGAGAUGGAAGACUGCAGUGCAACCUGGACACCUGGUGAACCAAGACUGCAAUUGUCGAAAGACUCAGAUGAAGAUAAUGUUGACCCAACACAUUACAGAAGAAUCAUUGGAUCAUUAAUAUACCUUUGUCACACUAGGCCUGAUCUAGCAUACAAUGUAGGUAUGGUGAGUAGAUUCAUGCAGAACCCUAAGGUAUCUUAUCUCACAGCUACGAAUAGGAUACUAAGGUAUCUCAAAGGUACUCUCGACUAUGUCAUUUUUUUUCCUGCAGCUAAUGAAGGAAAAGAAUGCAAGCUGGUGGAUUACACCGACUCAAGUUGGUGUAGUGAUGCUAAGGAUAGAAAAUCCACAACUGGUUAUGUGUUUAUGCUAGGUGGUGCACCGGUUGCUUGGAGCUUAAGAAAAGAACCAGUAGUAGCAUUGCCUUCGUGUGAAGCAGAGUACAUAGUUGCUUCUCUUUGUGUGUGUCAAGCAAUGUGGAUAGUGAAUUUGGUCGAAGACCAACGAAGAAUCAUGGAUCUAUUACCAUGA